AUGGGCUUCGGUGAUCUUCAAUCUGCUGAUGGUCUUCGUUUACUGAAUACCUUUCUUGGGGAUAAAUCAUAUAUCGAAGGAUAUCGUCCAGCACAAGGUGAUGUUGUUGUAUUCGAAGCUGUAAAGAAAGCUCCAGCAAAUGAAUUUGAAAAUGCUCUUCGCUGGUACAAUCAUAUUGCUUCAUUUAGUGAUGCAGAAAAAACAAAAUUCCAAGGUACACGUCAAUCACUUGAUCAUUAUGGACGACAACCUGGUCAAGAUCAUCAAGAAAAACAUGAAUUUAAAUCCCUUUCUGUUAAUCCAGCUGAAAAACCAGCAGCUGCUGAUGACGAUGAUGUUGAUUUAUUUGGUGAUGAAGAUGAAGGCGAAAGUGAACAAACAAAACAACGUUUAGCUGCUUAUGCUGAAAAAAAAGCUAAAAAACCAACUAUUGUUGCUAAAAGUACCAUUGUUCUUGAUAUAAAACCAUGGGAUGAUGAAACAGAUAUGAAAGCACUUGAAGAUAGUGUUCGUUCGAUUGAAUUAGAUGGACUUCUUUGGGGUGCUUCUCGUCUCGUACCACUUGCAUAUACAAUUAAGAAAUUACAAAUAUCUUGUGUUGUUGAAGAUGAUAAAGUUGGUACAGAUAUUCUUGAAGAACGUAUUAUGGAAUUUGAAGAUCUUGUUCAAUCAGUUGAUAUUGCUUCAUUUCAAAAGAUUUAA
Molecule: messenger RNA, 702 nt
Organism: Rotaria sp. Silwood2
Lineage: Eukaryota; Metazoa; Rotifera; Eurotatoria; Philodinida; Philodinidae
Source: the annotation of a GenBank genome assembly